Molecule: messenger RNA, 483 nt
Organism: Medioppia subpectinata
Lineage: Eukaryota; Metazoa; Arthropoda; Arachnida; Sarcoptiformes; Oppiidae
Source: the annotation of a GenBank genome assembly
ACCAAUAUAGCCAAUACAACUUCGGACACAUUGCAAGACUUGUCUGACAGUAGAUUUGCUGACAAUCAAGAACUCAGAUAUUCUUUACGUUCACUCGAGAAGAAUGCCAAUUGGAUUAGACAUGUUUUCAUUGUAACCAAUGGUCAGAUUCCUAAUUGGCUUAACUUAGAGAAUCCUAGAGUUAGUGUCGUUACUCAUGAGGAAAUAUUCACUAAUAAAAGUCAUUUGCCGUCAUUUAGUUCGCCGGCAAUUGAAUCCCAUUUACACCAAAUCCCAGGUCUUUCCAAAAGGUUUCUAUAUCUAAACGAUGACAUACUAUUGGGUCGUCCCAUAUAUCCCGAAGAUUUUUACACAAACAGCAGAGGGUAUAAAGUGUACCUCUCGUGGCCGGUGCCGAACUGCGCCGACGGGUGUCCUAUGAAUUGGCUUAAAGACGGUUAUUGUGAUCAGCCGUGCAAUAAGUCUCAAUGUCUAUGGGAUGGC